GAUUAGGAUUUGUCCUUCCUCCUUCCUGCAGAGUGCAGACAGGUCUAAUAGGGAUCUGAUCCAGUUUGUAAAUUCCGGGAAGUUCCAGCCCAGUUGAGUUCGAGUAGUUCUAGUGCAGUUUAGUUAGCCAGCUGAUUAUCCUACCCACGUCAAUUGAUUGACAUGUCCUGUCUCUUGUCUGUCAACUCAACAACAAACCGUCACCAAGCAUGAACUAAAAGUGUGAGAUUUUGGGAAUGGUCUAGUGUUAUUUUAUUAAUCAUCAGCCUAUUUGAGCUGUAAGUGUUGUAGUAAACUUAGCUUGGGGUUAUCAGUAUCAGACUUGUUUUUGUAUUGGCGAAUGUGAUCAUUAAGUUAUUUGUCAAAAUGCAUAUGUCAUUUUAUUUUGACUACAAACUUCAAGACUUUUUCAUUCAUGGUUUAAAUACCGACAAUAUUGCAGAAUUUCUCAUUGUUUGCUUGAUUCUUAUUGUGCUUGGGGUCGCCUAUGAAGGAUUAAAAAUUACACUAGCUGACAACAAGAACCAAACAAACUCAAUAUCUCAACUGAAUCAACAAAGUAAUCCUCAUGAUAGCACCACUUUGAUUGGGGAGGUACCAAAAGGCAUCAGGAGAAAAAGGACAUACAAGCGCCUAAUUGGGUCUUGCUUGUUUAUGCUUCAUUCAAUAAUGAGCUUCGUGUUGAUGCUUGCCGUGAUGUCGUUCAACGGCUACCUUACACUGGCUGUGCUGUCUGGAUAUGCCAUUGGCUACGUUGUGUUCGGACCAAAAAUUAGUGAAAGGAAUUUGAUGAGUCUUCGGGCAAACUAUCCUUGUCAGCAUUGCCUUAUUGGGGAAGGAAAAGGAAGUACAGAAGUUGCAAUUUUGGAUGAGGUUGCAAACUCAUCAAGCUGUUCACACCCGUCUCGGCCCCAACAUGCGUCUGAAGUUCCAACAGAUUAACCAGAAGCGAGCCUUGAAUCUGUACAAUAUUUGUAAUGUAAUGUAAUUUAUUUAUUAAGGAGCCAUAAACAAAACGUGAAAGUUGCACCCAUUUCACAAGGUGAUGGCAGCUGAAUUUUACAGUAGAUAUUGUAAGUAAAAUGAUGGAAAAGGUGUAUACUUGUCAGUUUUAGGCACUUCAUUUUAAAAUAGGGUUGUUAAGAUUAGGUGUUUAUUAUGACCAAACUCAAGCCAAACACCCUCAAUUGAUCCUGAUUACAUUGUCUAAGUGUGGUCGAUAUUCGUGAGUGCUCAUCGCUGACAAGAAUUAUCAUAAUGCAUUUUAUUCUAUCGAACCAGACAAUUUUUAAAAUAUGAUUUGGAAACAUGUCGGGGUGCAACUUUUGGGUUUUAAUGUUGAUCAUGGAUGGAAGUAAUAACUAUCAAUGGUCAAUUUGUAAAAAAAUAUUUUCCAUAGCAUACUUAGGCUUAGUUAGAUAGUAUCGAGUCAGGGGAGCAGAAAAUGUAUGAAGUGCUCAAUCAAAAAGGGGGAGGUGUUUGGGUAGGAUAUCUUAUGUACACCUAUCACCAUGCUUAUCCAGAUGGUACUUUACCUGUCACCUGUAUGUUGAUACUUUCUUGCCAGGUAACUUUUCUACUUCAUGUUCACACCGCUUUUUAAUGUACCACACAGUCGCCUUCAUUUUUGAUUCCUCUGUGUGGUGUGUGGUCUGUUGUAGUGGUUUAUUCUUCUGUUUAAAUGAGCUGGUCAGCUUAUCUUAGCCUUCUACAUUUGGUUCCUGCCAAUAUUUAUUCCUCUUUGAAGAGAUUUCUGAGUUGUUAUUGUGUCUUACCCAUUAAGUUUUUCCUUUAUUUGGUCGUUUUUUCCAAAAGUCAAACAAGUCAUAAAAAUAAGGAUUUGUCUGAUUUUUUAAUCAUAACCAGACUAUUUGUUAUGAGGCGACAAUAUAACAACUGUCAUAAGAUAAGAUUUUUGUAGAAUUUUUUUGAAGAGCAAAAUGCUUUCUUGGCAAAUUUGAUGUUGUAAUUUUUCAUUUUUGCUUAUUGUUUGAAUUCCAGCAUAAAAUUUUAUUGUUAUUUAUUUAUUUAACAACAAUUUACACUCAAUUAUAAGUAUUUUAAAACUGUAUACUAUCUGAAGUGUUAUUGUAACUUUUUGAAAAAUAUAUUAACAUAGCUGAUGAUAAAUCAUGUAAAAGAACAUUGUUGAUGGUAAACGAUUGCUAAAAGCCUUGUUCUGUAAUGCUUUGUUAGGCUACCUACCAAAUUCAACAUCUUUUUACUGUGAGGUUUCUACAUUGUUAAACAAAGCUGUCUUAAUAAUGAGCCAAUGAAAAGACAAGUUUUGUUUGUGCAGGUGAAAGCCGUAGUUUGCAUUGAACAUAGUAACAGCGUUAACAUCACACAUGCACCCUUUGUUUGUUAAUUAAUGAGCAAGUGUGACUUUAUAAAUGAAGUUUAAUGCCAAUCAAUUUUACAAAAGUUAUUAUCCUAAAUAUUAAAAAUUGUUUAAAAAAGUUUACAUGAAACUUAAAAGAUCUUUUCUAUUUUCAUGAGGUAAAAGUCUUCCUGAUGCAUAAAUAGAUCUCUUGGAUGGACACGUUUGUUAAAUCUACAAACUCUUUUAAUUAACAAAUAACUGGUUAAAUUGUUCAGUUUUAUAAUUUAUUAUCUUAUGGGGGAUUUAUAGAAACUUUCACCCCCUGGAUUAAUAAUUAUUCUUGUAAAUAAAAAAAUUAAGGAAUUAAAGAACAUGAAAACAACUUUUUUUCAUUAAGUAUAGUUAGUUUUAUUGGGGAACCCUGAUAGAAUAAUAAAGUCUGAACUGUAAAAUAGAAUGUUCCUUUUAGUACUCUGCUCCCCUGUAUAAUUUUAAGUCAUUGAGAGACAGGAGCUAAUAGACUAGUUUUAUAUGAACCUGUACUUGUUUGUGAACAAAUAUUGUUAGUAAAAGAGGAAGUGCAAUAGUCAAUUAACUAAGGUGAAGUACAGAAAAAUAACUACUUCUUCAUGAGACAUGGCCAUGUAAUCUACAACUGCUGCCCAUCCUCUCUAAACAUUCCAUUUCAUUCUGAUGUUACGCAUUUGGAGGUUUAAUAGAAUAAUGUUAACCAUCUUUCCCUUUCCGUUUUUUAAGUUUAUGUAAGUUUUAACCAUGAUAGUAACUGGACAGAUCAAAAUCUAGCUUGUGAUUUUUAUUGAACAACAUUUCACCUGGAACAUUUUAAAAUUAAUUAUGAAUAGCUCCAUAUUUUUGUAGUUACAGUUGGAUACUAUCUUGUUGAAUAUAUUUUUAAAAAAUGAUAACUAUAACCAAGGGAAAAGUAUUUAGUCUGCCUACUGUAUUUUUUCCUGCCAGUGAUCAUGGGUCUUGCCUGUGUUCGAAAUUGAAACUUUUCUUGUUACUUUUGGUUGACUUAGAUUCUCUUAAAACAGUAUAUUGCAUGUGUUAUCAUUUACUUAAAACCUGCCUAAUUGAUCAAAUACCGUAAUUGCUUAAGAAAAAUGUCUUCUUUUGUUGAUAAAUAUUCUAAAUCCAUAGAUGACCAUAUAUGAUAUAGACUGUUAAAGUCUUUAAUAUUUUUAACUGUAAAAAAAUGUCGUUAUAAAUAGAUAAUUAGUUUGCAAAAGCACUGAAUUUAAACCCUUGGUGUUUUAAAAGCUUCCGUCUCUUUUAAAAUAUAUCUACUGUGAAAUAUCUUCAAUUGACUGCAGAAAAAAAUACUCAUGCUUGUUAAGAGCUGUUUCAGUUAAAACUAUUAACAGAACUUUUUAAUUUAAUGAAAUCAAUAUUUAAAAUAGUUGUAUGAAGAAAUUUUAUGUUUCUAAAUGUAAUCUUUUGAAUGUAUAUAUACGGUGUAUACUCGUUAGUUUUAACUUUUAUAAUAUAUACCUAUCCUUCUUCUGUUUUAUUUUAUACUCAAAGAGUGCUGUGAGGAGCUCAUUAGAUAUUACCUAUUUAUAAGCCGAGUUUUAACAGCCAUUGAUGUUACCAGAAUACAAAUUGUGAUAUGUAAAACAAUUAGUCCUGUGACUCAACUCAUUAUCAUCUUGUAAAUAGGAGAAUAAAUUCUAAAUUCUAUUCUAAAGUCUAUAUUCUAACUGCCCAGAGUAAUACCAAACAAUAAUAGAUUUUGUGAGAACUUUUAUAUUGUUACAGUUAUUAUAUUUUAAUAGACUCUAAAAUGUUGAUUUUUAAGAGAUUAGAAAAUAAAAAAAUGUUUA
Messenger RNA from Macrosteles quadrilineatus (aster leafhopper), 4167 nucleotides. RefSeq names its product probable low affinity copper uptake protein 2. Gene Ontology annotation, biological process: intracellular copper ion homeostasis; copper ion transmembrane transport. Gene Ontology annotation, molecular function: copper ion transmembrane transporter activity. The record is from RefSeq and is a predicted model, not a curated record. Bases 367 to 942 code for a protein of 191 amino acids. Gene Ontology annotation, cellular component: plasma membrane. Lineage: Eukaryota; Metazoa; Arthropoda; Insecta; Hemiptera; Cicadellidae. The transcript has 4 exons.